GACUAUCAAUGGUAUUUAAUACCAUUAGGAACAGAGUUUUGCUAAUAAUUAGUAAUUUUUUAUAAUAAUUAUCAAAUUAAAAGAGUAUUGUCUGUAGUCAUAGGCAUAGUUUAGUGGUUCCACAUUUUUUCUCCGAAGGAGAUGUCCCAAGUUCAAUUUUCCCUCCUCCAAUAUAAAAAAAAGAAAUAGUAUUAUUAUAAGGUAAUAGCGGUGUUUAUGUGGCACCUUAUGAUUGAUUAACGAUAUUUUAUAAAAAUUAAUAUAUUAAAUUUUAUAAAAUUUAAUACUUAAUUAUACUAAUAAAAAGCACGUGCUUAGCAUUCUUUUCAGUAUCAUAUCGCUAUUAGUAUAAUUAAAUAUUGAGUCUCAUAUAAUUUAAAAAAUAAUUUUUUAGAGAAUAUCAUUAAUAGUAAAACAUAUUUCAAUAGCAAUGUUCAUAUGUAUAAAUUUUUUAAAAAUUAAGGGGAGGGUUACAGGUAGUAAGGAUGAAAAAGCAUGUGAUUGGGAGACCAAACUUAAGAGCGUGUCCAUAAAUGCACUUUCAACCAUGCAAUUUAAUGCAAACUAAGCUACACUCACAAUGUCAUAUCUCUAAAGUACACAACAAAAUACUCAAAACAUCUCAUUACAUAUCAAAUCACAACAACAUCAAAGAACAUUCAUCAAUUUCUUCGUGUGUUAAAGACUUAGCCAAGAUAUCUCGUGAAGUUCAAAACUUAGAAACAUAAUAAAACAAGCUCUCUUUUUUAGCUCCUCAAACCUUAAGCUCUUGUCUUUCUCUCUCUCUCUUUCAACAAAGGAUCCUCGUGAUUUAGAGCUCUUAUAUUUCACGAGUUUCAUACUCAAAGUUCAGAAAAUUCCCAGCUCUUCAAUUCUCUUCUUCUUCUUCAAAUACCCCCCAACAUUUCUUCUACCAAACCAUGCUGAUUCAUCAAACUCAAACUCAAACUCAACUCACCAACCAUGAAAUCCAAACCCCAUUUCUUAUUUUCCAUCAUUUUCUUUUCUUUGGUUUCUCACCAGGUAGCAAACACUACUACUCUCCAAACAUACAUUGUUCAGCUUCACUCACAAGGCAUGGCAAGCUCUCUUUUCACUACUAAGCUCAAUUGGCACAUUUCAUUUCUUGAACAAUCCAUUUCCUCUGAUGAUGAUGAAGAACAAGAACAACACCCUUCUUCGCGUCUUGUUUACUCUUACAAUUCAGCAUUGGAAGGUUUUGCUGCUCGGUUAUCAGAAUCCGAGCUAGAAAAGCUGCAAAAGUUGCCUAGUGUGGUAGCAAUAAGGCCUGACCAAAGACUACAACUUCAAACUACUUAUUCUCACAAGUUCUUGGGAUUAAGUCCAAUAAAAGAAAAUGCUUGGUAUAACAAAGCAAGGUUUGGAAUCGGAACCAUAAUUGGUGUGCUUGACACUGGUGUUUGGCCUGAGAGUCCUAGCUUCAAUGACUAUGGUAUGCCUCAGGUUCCAAAAAAAUGGAAAGGGGUGUGUCAACAAGGCGAAAACUUUAACACCUCAAGUUGUAAUAGGAAGCUCAUUGGCGCGAGAUUCUUCAUAAGAGGCCAUAAAGUGGCUUCAAGUUCAACAUCAGCCUCAGUACCAGAGAGUGUUAUGGAGUAUGUUUCGCCAAGAGACUCACAUGGACAUGGCAGCCACACUACUUCCACUGCUGGUGGAGCUUCGGUUGCUAUGGCUAAUGUGUUAGGGAAUGGAGCUGGAGUGGCGCGAGGAAUUGCUCCUUAUUCUCAUGUUGCAGCCUAUAAAGUUUGUUGGUACAAUGGUUGUUACAGCUCUGAUAUCCUUGCUGCUAUGGAUGCUGCAAUUUCAGAUGGAGUUGAUGUUCUGUCACUCUCUCUAGGCGGUUUUCCCAUACCCCUUUUCGCAGAUAGCAUUGCCAUUGGAAGUUUUCGAGCAAUGGAACAUGGAAUCACUGUUGUGUGCGCGGCUGGAAACAAUGGCCCUAUUGAGAGCUCGGUAGCUAAUGAAGCGCCUUGGGUUGCUACCAUUGGAGCAAGCACAAUGGACAGGAAAUUCCCUGCUGUAGUUCAAAUGGGAAAUGGCCAAACUCUCUAUGGAGAAUCUCUUUAUCCAGGGAACAGAAUUUCGGGCUCUCAGAAAAAGCUAGAGAUAGUUUAUGUCAACGAGGAGCAAGGGAGUCGGUUUUGCCUUAAAGGGUCUCUUCCAAAGGCUCAAGUGAGUGGCAAAAUGGUGGUUUGUGAUAGAGGAGUUAAUGGGAGAUCAGAGAAAGGUCAAGCUGUGUUGGAAGCUGGUGGAUUAGCUAUGAUUUUGACAAAUACUGAGCUGAAUUUGGAAGAAGAUUCGGUUGAUGUCCAUGUUUUGCCUGCAACUUUAGUUGGUUUUGAUGAAUCAAUAGUCUUGAAAACUUACAUAAACUCAACAAGAAGACCAAUGGGAAGAAUCAAGUUUGGUGGAACUAUUAUUGGCAAAUCAGAAGCACCUGGUGUAGCUCAGUUUUCGGGUAGAGGACCGAGUUUUUCUAACCCUUCAAUCCUCAAACCAGAUGUUAUAGCACCCGGGGUCAAUAUCAUUGCUGCUUGGCCUCAGAACUUAGGCCCCAGUGGCCUCCCUGAAGAUUCCAGGAGAGUUAACUUCACUGUCAUGUCUGGGACAUCAAUGGCUUGCCCUCAUGUAAGUGGCAUUGCUGCUCUUAUCCGUUCUGCUCACCCAAAAUGGAGCCCUGCAGCUGUUAAAUCCGCGAUUAUGACAACUGCUGAUGUAACUGACCAUUCAGGAAAACCAAUAAUGGAUUGGGACAAACCUGCUGGAGUUUUUGCUGUUGGCGCUGGACAUGUUAACCCGAUAAAAGCUCUUGAUCCCGGGUUGGUUUAUGACACCAAACCAGAUGAGUAUGUCACUCAUCUUUGCACACUUGGCUACACAACAUCAGAAGUGUUCUCAGUUACUCACAAGAAUGUAAGCUGUCAUCAAAUUCUGAUGAUGAACAAAGGUUUCAGCCUUAAUUACCCUUCCAUUUCGGUUAUUUUCAAGCAUGGAAUGAGGAGUAAGAUGAUCAAGAGGAGAGUAACAAAUGUGGGGAGUCCUAAUUCCAUUUACUCACUGGAAAUAGAAGCACCACAGGGUGUUAAAGUUAUUGUCAAGCCUAAGAGGUUAAGAUUUAGACACAAAAAUCAGGUUUUGAACUAUAAGGUAUGGUUCAUAUCAAGAAAGAGAGGUGAUAAAGACAGUGUGAGCUAUGCACAAGGGCAUUUGACAUGGGUGAAUAAUGCUCAUAGAGUUAGAAGCCCCAUAUCAGUGACAUGGAAGAAACAAAAUGACCAUAAUGAGUGAAUGUUUAUCUGUUAUUGAUUUAGAAAAAUCCUGAGAUUUGUUUGUUGACUCGGAGGAUUUGUUAUCUUCAAUAUUUGAGGAUGGAAUUUACCAUCAAGAUUUUAAGAAUAUUAGCUAUGAGUACAAGUCUUCUUCAUUAAAUCAUUAUAAACAUUUUCCUUGCUUCA
Molecule: messenger RNA, 3476 nt
Organism: Cannabis sativa
Lineage: Eukaryota; Viridiplantae; Streptophyta; Magnoliopsida; Rosales; Cannabaceae
Product: subtilisin-like protease SBT1.2
Exons: 1
Coding region: 964-3309 (781 amino acids)
Biological process (GO): proteolysis
Molecular function (GO): serine-type endopeptidase activity
Source: RefSeq, a predicted model, not a curated record